Molecule: messenger RNA, 1173 nt
Organism: Penicillium longicatenatum
Lineage: Eukaryota; Fungi; Ascomycota; Eurotiomycetes; Eurotiales; Aspergillaceae
Product: TauD/TfdA dioxygenase family protein
Exons: 3
Coding region: 1-1173 (390 amino acids)
Cellular component (GO): cytoplasm
Molecular function (GO): 2-oxoglutarate-dependent dioxygenase activity
Source: RefSeq, a predicted model, not a curated record
AUGGCACCUGCCCCCAUCGACCCUCGCAUUGUAGACGUGGCGCCGCCGCGGAAGGACACCCUCGGUCUACCAGCGCCUGCAAGGCAGCGGUUGGAGAAAUCGGGUGUUGAUCUCAGUGCUGGAUAUCCCUAUCGGCCAUCACGUCCUCUCUAUUUGGAUGACGUUUACAAUGUGCGAAACUAUUACCGCGAGCACGUAGACCCUGGAAGUCGCGCCGAUCCUGGAAAGAAGGCGCUCCUGUCCGCAGCUAAGGAAGUGAUUCCUCUCACGAGACAUAUUGGUACCGAGAUCGUCGGGCUGCAGUUGAAAGAUCUGACCGACCAGCAGAAGGACGAGCUGGCCCUGCUAAUCGCCGAACGAAGCGUCGUUUUCUUCCGUGACCAAGACAUCUCUCCCCAGCAGCAAAAAGACCUGGGCGAAUAUUUUGGGGAAGUUGAAAUCCAUCCACAAGUGCCUCAAGUCCCCGGCAUCCCCGGCGUGUCCGUGAUGUGGCCCGCACUGCAAGCCACCGAGACACCAGCCAGCUUCCGUCGACCAGGUGGCGCAUCUCGAUGGCACAGCGACUUGGUUCAUGAGAGGCAGCCGGCAGGGUUAACACAUCUUCACAAUGAUACCGUCCCAACUGUGGGAGGAGAUACACUCUGGGCAAGCGGAUACGCUGCAUAUGAGAAACUCUCCCCCGAGUUUCGCAAGUUCAUCGACGGCAAGACCGCCAUCUAUCUAUCUUCUCACCCGUAUCUUGAGCGCAAUAACCCUGUGGCCGGGCCGAAGUACGUGGAGCGUGAGCACCCUCUAGUCCGUGUUCAUCCCGCAACGGGAUGGAAGGCGCUGUGGGUCAAUAGGGCGAUGACCGAGCGAAUUAUCGGACUUGACAAGGCUGAGAGUGAUGUUGUUUUACAAUACUUGCAUGACGUCUAUGAGAAGAAUCCGGAUAUUCAAGUUCGUUUCAAAUGGAGUCCGCGCACAAGCGCCCUCUGGGAUAAUCGAAUCACCAUCCACAACGCCAGUUGGGACUAUGAAGGCUCACAGCCUCGACAUGGUACUCGGGUGACCUCUUUGGCGGAGAAGCCUUUUUUUAGUAGCAGUGCCCCCACUCGGAGAGAGGCACUAGGACUGCUGGGGCCUGAGGAGAUUGAGGAGUUAUCGAGCAUCAAGAUAUUGGAGCUGCAAUGA